Molecule: messenger RNA, 774 nt
Organism: Colletotrichum karsti
Lineage: Eukaryota; Fungi; Ascomycota; Sordariomycetes; Glomerellales; Glomerellaceae
Exons: 1
Coding region: 1-774 (257 amino acids)
Source: RefSeq, a predicted model, not a curated record
AUGCACGCCCAGACUCUUCUCGCUCUCCUCCCUGCUGUGGCCAUGGCCCAGUACGGCUACGGCGACAACGGCAGCGACGACUCCGCUGCCUCGGCCACGACAACCGCCUCCGCCGCCGCCGCAUCCUCUUCCUCCUCCGCCUCCAACGUCCACAUCGUCAAGGUCGGCGACGGCGGCCUGACCUUCUCCCCCAGCGACAUCAAGGCCGCCGUCGGCGACAUGGUCGAGUUCCACUUCUACCCCAAGGCGCACUCCGUCGCCCAGUCCUCCUUCGACAAGCCCUGCGAGCCCCUCACCAACGGCACCGCCACCGGCUUCUUCAGCGGCCCCGUCCCCGUCUCCUCCGGCGAGGGCACCGACGUCUUCACCCUCGAGGUCAAGGACAACAACCCCAAGUGGUUCUACUGCGCCACCGGCAACCACUGCCAGAGCGGCAUGGUCGGCGUCAUCAACGCCCCGUCCAGCGGAGCGAGGACCCUCGAGCAGUACUCCGCUGCCGCCAAGAAGGCCUCCCAGAACGUUGCUCCCGCUUCGACUGGCGGCGGCACCCUGGGCCCUGCUGCCACUGGUACUCCUGCCUCCAGCUCUGGCAGUGACGGCAGCUCACCCUCUGCCACUGCCUCUGGCACUUCUGAUGCCUCUGGCUCUGCUGCCGCUUCUGCGUCUUCCACUACCAGACCCAACGCUGGUGUUGAGACCCGCGGCGAUGUCCGCUGGGGUCUUCUCAGCUUCGGCAUGGCUGUUGCUGGUGUUGUUGGCGGACUUCUCAUCUAA